Drosophila elegans is the source of this 1676-nucleotide messenger RNA. Its product is annotated as XK-related protein 6. Lineage: Eukaryota; Metazoa; Arthropoda; Insecta; Diptera; Drosophilidae. Gene Ontology annotation, biological process: phosphatidylserine exposure on apoptotic cell surface; engulfment of apoptotic cell; apoptotic process involved in development. Gene Ontology annotation, cellular component: plasma membrane. The coding region runs from base 395 to 1447 and encodes 350 amino acids. The record is from RefSeq and is a predicted model, not a curated record. The transcript is spliced from 6 exons.
CGUUGCGGAAGAUAUAGGGGUUUGCCAUUAAUAUAAAAUUUUAAUGACCACAUCAUGGUGUACUCAUACUAAAAAUAUUGUAACUACAUAUAAAUAAUACAGUAACGCAGACCAGCUGUUUGAAUUUUCGACAAUUCAGCAAUUAUGGAACACCCUAAAUAUUUGUAGAUUAAUAUAUAUCAUCAGCAAGGAUUAGGCUAUCGAUUGGGAUUGGGAUUUGUUUCCGAUAGCAUUGAAUUGAGAUCCAUUGGUGGUUCAAUCGAACAAGUUCACGCGGAUUUCGCUUCUUUAAUUUUCCUCUCUAAUGUAAUGUUGUGAACUUGGUUCAAGUUGACCAAGUCGAAAUUAUGUAGCAAAGAGCGAUUUUAUAGUCUGGGGAAGUGAAGAUGAUGCUAUGGCCGAACAAAGGACGGAAAUGGACGCGCUCACCAUGGAGCCGAUCUCCAAAUUAAGCAUGAUGCUAACAGGGGUUUCCAUUCCAUGGAGAUUUGUUUCCAUUUUUAUCAACUGGAGCCUGGCCUUGGAGUAUUGGAUGGAAGAAUCCUACGGAUACUGUGCAUGGACAGUGGGCUCGAUCAUUGUGCCCAUGGUAGUCACAUCGGUUAUAUACAUUCACAUUUUAAGGGCCGCCCAUUUGGGCCAAGAACGCAUCGUGGACAGAGGCGUGUACUCAAACGCCGUGAUCUCGUAUCUUUUCCGCGAUGGCUACGCCCUCAAUUAUGCACUGAAAUAUAGCGAGGCUAAAAAGCGGGAUGACCAAGAGGAGGAGAUAAGAUACUAUCAAAAACUUUUGACGGAAGAGUGCAAUGUUGGCUUCGUGCGGCUUUUUGAUUCAUUCCUGGAAUCCGCACCGCAGAAAGUAUUACAACUCGUCAUAGUGCUGCGAUCGAUAAAGGACUUUACUUACUAUCGCGUUAUUGCCUUCGUCGUCUACUUUGGAAACAUAGCGUGGUGUAUCCAGGCGCACAAUCACUCCAACCGCUUGGUACAGCUGGACAAACAUGAUAUUCCGGCAAAGGGUAGAUUUUUGCAAUUUAUGUUCCUGCUUUGUCUUACCGUUUCGAGAACGCUUUGCAUCGCAUACAUGGCCAGUCUUUUUCCCGUGGAAACACUGAUCAUCUGUGCAACGCACGCUUGCUUGUGUGGUUCUGUUUUGUUUCUGGUAGACUCUCCAAUGAUCGCCGAAUCUCGGCUUAUGAACUACCUGUACUGCCUUUGCUUUGGCGUAGUGUACCUAUUUAUUUUUACCCCCGUUAAGGAUUCACCAACCAAGUAUAAAUAUGCAUUUUACCUUACGUUUUGUUUAUUGCAAAACACAUUCGCCUGCGCCCUGUAUAUUCCCUUAUAUCUUUCGAUUGCCAUAAUUGUCUUGUAUGUUGUCGGCAUCAUGCUCAUACUUUUUUACUACUCUAACUGCCAUCCUAAUACUAUACCAACAUAUUUUUAAUAUAGUAAAACUCUAUAAAGCUUAGUACUUGGAUCGACGAAAUGCGUCCGUCAGUCAUGAGAGAGAGCGAGAGGCAAAUAACCGGAAAAAAUAACAGCAAAAUCGAAUACAUUAAUAGCGACAAAAUAUUCCCCAUCCAUGCGAUCCAAAAUAUAGCUGAAAACUAUUAUAAAGAAUGUAAUUCAUAAUUUUAUAUUGUUAAACCUUACAAAUACAUUUACAGUAUUGA